This is a messenger RNA of Marmota monax (woodchuck), 2936 nucleotides long. It is a transcript of the gene Gdf2, whose product is annotated as growth differentiation factor 2. The record is from RefSeq and is a predicted model, not a curated record. NCBI's taxonomy places the organism in Eukaryota, Metazoa, Chordata, Mammalia, Rodentia, Sciuridae. Gene Ontology annotation, cellular component: extracellular region. Gene Ontology annotation, molecular function: cytokine activity; growth factor activity. Bases 218 to 1507 code for a protein of 429 amino acids. The transcript has 2 exons. Gene Ontology annotation, biological process: SMAD protein signal transduction; BMP signaling pathway.
GAGAGCUGUCUUAGAUAAGAGAUUGGGAGUGCUGCAUUGAGAGCCAGAUAAGAACAAGUGGAGGACUGCCUGGGGAGGGCAGGGGAGAGCCUCGUGCUGGCCCCGGGGCACUCUGCAAAGCCUUCAGCAGGACGAUGCGGGCUGUCUCCUCCAGGGCUCCUCCUCGCACCUGCUAACACACCUCGGCAGCCCUGCAGUCUCCUCUACAGGGCCCAAGAUGUACCCUGGGGCAUUGUGGGUGGCCCUGCCCACACUGUCCCUGCUGGCCUGCUCCCUGCAGGGGAAGCCGUUACAGAGCUGGGCAAGGGUGUCUGCGCAGGGAAACACCCGCAACUUUCUGGAAGAUCCUGGAGGAGGGCGGCAGGAGGGCACUUUUGAUCUGAAGGUGUUCCUGGAGAACAUGAAGGUGGAUUUCUUACGCAGCCUCAACCUGAGUGGGGUCCCCUCCCAGGAUAAAACCAGACUGGAGCCGCCACAGUACAUGAUCGACCUGUACAACAGGUACACCGCCGACAAGUCUUCCACCCCAGCCUCCAACAUCGUGCGGAGCUUCAGCGUGGAAGAUGUUGUGUCUACAACUGCCACAGAGGACUUGCCAUUCCAGAAACACAUUCUUCUCUUCAACAUCUCCAUCCCCAGGCAUGAGCAAAUCACCAGGGCUGAGCUCCGUCUCUAUGUCUCCUGUCAAAAUCACGUGGACUCAUCUCAUGGGCUAGAAGGAAACAUGGUCAUCUAUGAUGUGCUGGAUGGAGAAGAUGCCUCAGGGACCAAGACCUUUCUGGUGUCCCAGGACAUUCAGGAUGAGGGCUGGGAGACCUUGGAAGUGUCCAGUGCUGUGAAGAGAUGGGUCAGGGCAGAUUCCACAAAGAGCAAAAAUAAGCUCGAGGUAACUGUGGAAAGCCAUAGGAAGGGCUGUGAUACAUUGGACAUCAGUGUCCCUCCAGGUUCCAAAAACCUUCCCUUCUUUGUUGUCUUCUCCAAUGACCGCAGCAACGGGACCAAGGAGACCAGGCUGGAGCUUAGGGAGAUGAUUGGCCAUGAGCAGGAGAGCAUUCUUAGGAAGACACCUAAGAAAAACUACAGGGAGGCAGGUGAGAACCAGGAGGAUGAGGAGGAAGAGGAGGACGUGGAUGGCCACAUGGUCACAGGUUUGUCUUUAGCCAGACGGAAGAGGAGCAUAGGGGCCAGCAGCCACUGUCAGAAGACCUCGCUAAGGGUGAACUUUGAAGACAUUGGCUGGGACAGCUGGAUCAUUGCACCCAAGGAGUAUGAUGCCUAUGAGUGUAAAGGUGGCUGCUUCUUCCCCCUGGCCGAUGAUGUGACACCGACAAAGCAUGCCAUUGUGCAAACCCUGGUGCAUCUCAAGUUCCCUACAAAGGUGGGCAAGGCCUGCUGUGUGCCCACUAAACUGAGUCCCAUCUCCAUCCUCUACAAGGAUGACAUGGGGGUGCCCACCCUCAAGUACCACUACGAGGGGAUGAGUGUGGCAGAGUGUGGGUGCAGGUAGUGGUUGCCCUCCGGACUAGGGGAGGCAGGGUGGGAAUAGGGAUUCUGAUAAGAGACCCUGUGUCCCCUGGGUAUGACAGGGAAUAAGUUGAUCUGCAUGCUACCUGGAGAAGGAAAGGGAGCCUGCUGUCCCUCUCACUCCCCAUGCAAAGUAUGCACCACUGGCUCCUACUGGUGGGGAGGGUGACGGCUGGAUAGUCUGGACGGCUGCUGGGAUGGAAGGAAAAUGAUGACAGGGGAACAUAAGAAACUACGGAGCAGAAAUCUGAGCAGAAACUAGUCAGAGGAGUAUAGACAGGUGACAUGCAAACAUUUAUAGAAAUUACAGAAGUCAAGGAGGAUGAGGCUUAUUCCAAUAAACUUUGGGAGAGAAGAGAAAAGGAACAAGCUUUGACCAGCCAUUUUGUGUCAUUUCCCACACUCAAAUGUGUUGGGCAUUAUGACUUCUGAUUUAUAGAUCUCAAAACCUAGGCAGGUGAGUUAGUCCUGAUCAAUGGAGGGAUUUCAACCCAAGUUUGUGUGACAACAAAGCUUGGGACCUUCCCAUUCAGGUUAGCAUGUCACUCUGUACUGAAAGUGCAAUUAGACAUUGUGAAGUUGGAGUAUUGAGAACAAGCCGAGCUGAGCUCCAGUGGGUACUUACUGGUAUGACUGGGCUGCUCAUUUUAUCUGGUACACAACCUUUCUGUGUGAUGCCUGUAUGCAUUCUGUGGCUAAAUGCUUAAUAAUACCACCGUCGAGUCACUGAGAAACCACACCCAAACCAACUGCAGAAUAGAGAAAGAUAGUUUAAGACAGUAGCACCUCUGACAUGCAUCGAGGCUACUUUGACUCUCUGGUGCAGAGCUCAUACAAUCACUCUAUGAUAGUCUGGGAGGGACAGCUGAUGGUCUCAGCCUCUGCAGUUCCCUACUGAGCAGAAGGCACCCACGAGUGUCCCCUGCCAAAUGAUUCCACAGAGGAUAGGACUAGAAUUUGAAUUUGUUGGAAUUAAGUAUGCUUUUGAUUUAGUAUGUAAAACAUCCCUAUUUUUAAAUCCUCGGUGACAUGCACUCAAGUGAUAAGAUGUCCAGCCUUCCUGGGUGAGGACUCCCUAGCCUCUGAAGACAUCUGGUACUUAUUGGCUGCCACUGGCUCGGACUGUUCUUGCCAGCUUUCUUGAGUAAUGGGUGUUCUGCCUCCACUGGCUCCAGAGUAGGAUAGAGUCUCCAUUUCCUAUGAGUUUCAUCCUCUGCUCUGUCUCUCCUUGCUGUAUAUAGACCUGGAUGGCAUGAGGAAGAAUUUGAGUCACAAAGAUCCCAACCCAUGGCCUGUUGACCCCUGACCAGAGCAGGGCCUGAAGGAGCCUUAGAAAGACCUGGGCACCCCCAUUGACUGCAACUCCCUCAUAUUUAAAAAAAAAAUAAAAGAAAUGAUUUGUGUUAAAUGUU